AGAACAAAGCGCUGAUGGAGCUGUUGAGGAGGAAGGUUCGUCUGGCUCAGCCGUACGCCGGAGUCUUCCUGAAGAGAGAUGAUAAUAAUGAGUCCGACGUGGUGGAGUCUCUGGAUGCCGUCUACUCUACAGGGACCUUUGUCCAGAUCCAUGAGAAGCAGGACCUGGGGGACAAGCUGAGGAUGAUCGUCAUGGGACACCGCAGGAUCCGGAUCACCAGACAGCUGGAGGUGGAGCCUGAGGAGGCAGCGACGUCCCCCUCGUGGUCUGAGUCGGAGUCCGAGUCCCAACACAAACCGCCACAGAGACGCAAAGCCAAACGCAGCCGCAAGGACCAGCCGGGGUCAGUGACGGAGCAGCUGGAGGACAAGCUUCAGGAUGACGUCUGAAAGGUCUGACCCCAAACUAGAAGCUUUGCUUCAAUUUGGUGAUGCAUUUGUUGAAGAG
Messenger RNA from Sander lucioperca (pikeperch), 447 nucleotides. RefSeq names its product lon protease homolog, mitochondrial-like. The record is from RefSeq and is a predicted model, not a curated record. The transcript is spliced from 4 exons. NCBI's taxonomy places the organism in Eukaryota, Metazoa, Chordata, Actinopteri, Perciformes, Percidae. Gene Ontology annotation, biological process: chaperone-mediated protein complex assembly; protein catabolic process; mitochondrion organization. Gene Ontology annotation, cellular component: mitochondrial matrix. The coding region runs from base 15 to 389 and encodes 124 amino acids. Gene Ontology annotation, molecular function: ATP-dependent peptidase activity; single-stranded DNA binding; serine-type endopeptidase activity.